CUCUUAAGAUUUCUCUUAUUGAGUUUAUUCUGGAAGUUAUAAUGGGGCGAUUUCUUCUUUUUUUUUAAUAUAUAAAAAAAAUUAUUCUGACUAAUUUUUAGAGAUUUUUACACCUCAUGUCAAAAUUGACAUCUUUUUUACAUUUUUAUCAAUACACGGUUUUUUAAACUUUUUUAACUUUUACAUUUUUCAAUUUUACUUUUCAAAAAGUUUCAUAAUUACAAUUUUACCUUUUCCCUUCUUCCUUACACACGUACACGCACGCCACCUCAUAACUCCUUUUUUAUUUUUUUUUUUUGAAUUUUUCAUUUAUCUGAUUCUUCCACUCUUCAAACCGAGCUUCCCACGAUCACCAUUCUCAAGCCCUAACCCAUUUCUUCUUCCCACGAUCACCUUCUCCAAGCCCUCACCCACGUUUUCCUCAACCUACAUUGUCAUCCUCCACUAUCUUUUUUCUAUAUAAAUGGCAACCACUAGAAGUGGUUCGAAAUCACCAUCUCCGGCGAAGAAACUUUCUAAAAAAUCGAAGAAGCCUCCAACUGUUACUUCCAAAGUCGAAGCUAAGAUGGGGUUAAAAAAAAUUGCUAAAAAUUUAGUGGGUGAUGUUCCAGAGACAUCGGGCACUAAGAAAAGAGCCCUUCCAGUUAAGGCCGAUGCUCAUAAGCCUAAGAGAGCAAAAAUUUCCAAGUCUGCACGCGAUGUAAGUUUCUCUUUGUUGUUUUUAAAUUUUUCUUUAGUUUUUUUCUGGUUGUUUUAUUUGUGGUGUUACAUUUGAUGAUUUAAAGUUUUCCCCAUUUUUUGUUCUAGGUUUCCUCAGAUUCUGAUUUUGAGGAUGAAGUGCAUGCUGAGGACCAAAAGCCUAAAGUUAAAUCGAAGGUCCAUGCUAGGACCUCAGAGAAGGUUGAAGGAUUUGACUUACCAAAGAAAAAUCCCCCUAAGGUGUCCUUUUUUUUAAAAAAAAAUUAUUUUUAUUAUUUGUUUUCUGUUUUUGUUUUAGUUUUUUUUUUGUUUUUGUCCUGAUUUAUUUUGUUUCAAUUGAUACAGGAAUGAGAUUAUAUUUAUGACCAGAAGAAUCUCUUCAUUGCGAAAGCCUUUUCGACUGCUACUUUCCAGGUGAUAGAGAACAUUAAGUCUUGUCUUUCAGAUGUACAGCUUGAAAUGUUUUCCAAAACCUGUUUUGGACAUUUCCUUAACCUUCCUGAUUUUAAAGUUCAACCCCAAGUGUUUCAUGGGUUGUUGCUCCGGGAGGUUCAGCAACCUAAUGAUGCUGAGUUGUGGGUAAUGAUACGCGGUGUUAGGCUUAGGUUUAGCAUUGAGGAGUUUACUUUGAUUACUGGGUUAGACUGUGAAGGUGACUGUAGUGUUUUAGAUUUUAAGCAAGACGUUAAUAGUCUUUGUGAAAAAUAUUGGCCAACUUCGUCCUCUAUCACUAAGGAAUCUGUUAGGGAAUGUUUUACCACCAAGAGGUGGGGUGAUUCUGAUGAGGAUGCUGUGAAGUUGGCAGUUUUGUAUUUUGUGGAGUGGUUCUUGCUUAGUGGCACUAAGCAUAAAAAUGUACCUAAGUCUAUUUUAGAUGUUGUAGAUAGUGGGAGGUACAAUGAAUUUGCUUGGGGCCGGAGUUCUUUUGAAUUGACUAUUUCCUCAUUGAAGGGUAAGCUUGAUAGUUGGGUUGAGGGUGUUAGGAAGGCAAGGAGUUCGGGAAAGAGGCCGAGUGUUUUUUACACUUUGAUUGGUUGUCCUCAUGUUCUUCAAAUUUGGUUCUACGAGUGUUGUAAGUACAUGAAAGGUAAGUACUGCCAAAAGGAAAACUCUCGUAUUCCAAGGAUCACUCAGUGGACAUGCAAUAGUCAGCCUACUUUCAAAGUUUUGAAGACUACUAUUUUUGAUGUUUCCAAAGAUAAGCUGCAACUUUCAAAUAUGAGGCCCACGACUGGUGAGUUCAAAGCUUUGAAACUGAGCAGUUUCAAGUUUGACACUGACUACAACUCUUACAAGAGUCUUCCUGUUCCCGAAGAGCCAACUGUUGCUCAGAGUGACAUUUCUGUCAAGCUUGAUGCUUUUUCUGAGAAAUUUGAUGGGUUGGAGGUCAAGAUCGAUUUGUUGCAUACUUCCCAACAGAAGAUUUCAUCUGAUUUGGUUGAGUUGAAAGAGUUUGUGUCUGCACAGUUUGUUUCUUUUGGUGCUCAGAUGGCUUCAAUGCAGACACAGUUUUCUACUGUUUUUGCCGAUUCCUAUGCCAAGGUAUUUUAGUUUUUCAAUAGUUGUUUUUCGGUUUUUUUUGAGUUGUUUUAUACUAAUUUAAAUUGUAAUUUCAAUAUAGGACAAAGGCAGUGACUCUUCCAA
This is a messenger RNA of Cannabis sativa, 2343 nucleotides long. RefSeq lists its product as uncharacterized. The coding region runs from base 1159 to 2250 and encodes 363 amino acids. The transcript is spliced from 3 exons. The record is from RefSeq and is a predicted model, not a curated record. Lineage: Eukaryota; Viridiplantae; Streptophyta; Magnoliopsida; Rosales; Cannabaceae.